Sphaeramia orbicularis (orbiculate cardinalfish) is the source of this 1980-nucleotide messenger RNA. RefSeq names its product family with sequence similarity 107 member B (gene fam107b). The record is from RefSeq and is a predicted model, not a curated record. Bases 136 to 627 code for a protein of 163 amino acids. The transcript has 4 exons. Lineage: Eukaryota; Metazoa; Chordata; Actinopteri; Kurtiformes; Apogonidae.
AGCAUGCUCAGUAGAAGACAGCUGUACGGGACAAAGCACCUCUGACUGCGUGAGGCUCUGCAACGUACUGAUAAACAGGACAGUGAGCUGUAAUAGCUUUUUCUGGGACAUACGUUUUAAAGCGAAAUAGCAGAGAUGACAACCAUGUUCAGAUACCCCGUCUUUCCCCAUCUGCAGGAUCCUUGUGACCCUGGUCUAUCACUGUCACCGGGGAGAAGUGUCAUGGCGGAGCCAGACUAUCUGGAGGGAGACUGCGAUGAGCUCAUCAAACCCAAAAAGUUGAUCAACCCGGUCAAGACCUCCCGCAACCACCAGGACCUGCACCGAGAGCUGCUCAUGAACCAGAAGAGGGGCCUGGCUCCUCAGAACAAACCGGAGCUCCAAAAGGUUCUGGAGAAGAGAAAGAGGGAGCAAGUUCUCAAGGCGCAGAAAGAAGAACAGGAGGCACAUAAGAAGAGGAGUGACCUGGAGAUAGAGCUCAUGAAGCGGCAACAGAAACUAGAGCAGCUGGAGCUGGAGCAACAGAAAAUCGAAGAGGAGCAAGAGAACACCCCUGAGUUUGUGAAGAUGAAGAGCAACCUGCGCAGGACCAGGCAGGAAACCGACGGAGAGGAAAGAACCACCUAAAAAUGAGCAGGGGUGUCUGCGUCUGGCUGACUGUGCGCGUGUUUGAGGGCACGGGGACGUCAGGAGUGUGUGUGCGUGCACGAGAGAGUGUGUUGUGUCUGUGAUGCGCGGUGGUCUAAGAAAAACCUCCUGGCUUUUCCAACCCAGCUGAUCCUACCUGCAGUGAGGAGACAGACUUUACAAACUUUAAAGACCCCCUCCGUCUGCCUGCAACAGACCACCAGUACUCACCUCUUCUUCUCACACCCAUCCAGCAGCACACAGCACCCCCUACAGGAGGGACCUUACAGAGACAUGAUACAUGUUACACGCCCUGUCGACAAGGGCGAGCAAGCUUCCAAUGAGCUCUGAUGGAGAAAUGACGAAACACACCUAGGAGUUUUCACCCCUUCUGUUUUCACUCCUCUUCUCCCCAGAGCAAGCUGCCAUUUCUCUUUACUGUUAUUAAUGUUGUUAUUGUUGUUUUGUUUUUUCUUCAGAAUCAAAUAAGGAAAAGUGGACACUGGAUGGACUCUUGAAGCUGUGUAAUGUAAAAGCCAAACAAAUGUGCUUUUGUUAUUUAUGUUUGUAGCUUUUAGCCCAGGUAUAGGGAGGACACUUUUAGUCAUUCUGUAUCUUAGUUUGUUUUACAGCAUAGUUUUUGAAGCCAGAACAGGACAAAGGGAGUGUAUGACUGUGUGAAACACUCUAGUUUGCUUUAUUAUUAUUAUUAUUUUUAAUCCACACAUGCCAUUUCCUCAGCUAAUGCAAUUAUGAGCAAUAGUAGACUUCCCAGGCAUGAGAGUGAGCUUUUCUUUAUAUAUUCUGUUGUUUUGUAUGAAUAAAAGUGUUACUUAAUAAAUAAUUUAAGGUUUUUGUUAGGUUGGUAAAUGAGAAGAAGGCUUGAACCCUGUCUAACCAGUCUUUGUGUGAUUCAAUGAUUGAUUUUGUACAAACAGCAAGGUAUGAUUAAAAGUCUACACAUGUAAGCCAAUGGUCAUGAAAGAUUUAACUGCUUGUGUAUCUACACGGCUCCUGAGAACACACUGGUGUUUUAAUGAUUCUAGUAUGUUGUCUAUAUUUACAGUUGAGCCAUAGAUGUGCAACAUGGAUGAGUCAGAAAAUUAUUAAUCUUUACAAACAUUCAGCAAGGUUACACAAAGUAAGAAAUGUGAAUGUGAUUACUUUUUAGGUAAUCGCAACACCCUUUUAAAGGUUGUUUAUAUAUAAAAAUAAUAAUAGAAUGGGUCCAGAAUGAUAGUUUGUGGGGCUCUUCAGAGAUGAUCGUUGUUAUUUUCAUGGAAAGAGGCAGGUUUUUGUCAACUUAGCCUUGUGUUCUUCUCCAGAUUCUUUUUAAUAAAUGGUUUAACACAA